AUGUCGCGUGCGGAACAGCGCAAGUUGACUGGCUGUUGCCAUAGAGGAGUGGUACGAGUCUCAAUUCUCAGCUCAGCGUCAUUUACUCGACUCCGUUGCCCGUUCCAUUCUCUUUCUCCCUCACUCUCUCCUUUUCUCUCAUCAUCUCCGUCGUCGUCGCCGUCAUCGUUGCUGCCCUACCCCCUGUCCGCAUUUUCCAUCAUGGGCGCGACGGAUCUCCUUCUCCUUCUCUUCACACACCCGAACGAAUUCCGCACCCUUACACAGUUCUGGAUCUACCAUGAACAGAAACGGGAUAUCACCUCUGCAAUCGAAUAUCCCACUUCGGGUUAUGACAGGGAGAGCAUGCGGAGGUGCUGGUACUUCCUCGACAUGACCAGUCGAAGCUUCUCCAGCGUGAUUAAAGAACUGGACGGUGAAUUAGCGCGUGUGAUAUGUUUAUUCUACCUUGUAUUACGCGGGUUAGACACUAUCGAAGAUGACAUGACGAUAGCUGACGAGGUCAAACAACCUCUGCUCCGAUCCUUCGCUCAAAAAUGUGCAACGCCAGGAUGGACAUUCACGGGAAACGGUCCUCGCGAAAGGGACAGACAGCUUCUCGUUGAAUUCAAUGUCGUUAUUGACGAACUCCUUCGGCUCGACCCCUCAUACCUAACAGUCAUUCUCGACAUUUGCGACAAGAUGGCACAGGGCAUGGCGGACUACGCGCACCUCGCGUACAAGACCGGUACACUUGGUCUCGGAAGCAUGGAGGAUCUUGACUUAUAUUGUCACUAUGUUGCUGGCCUUGUCGGGGAAGGCCUUUCUCGACUGUUUUCUGCGUCUGGGAAGGAAGUAUCUUGGUUAGGCGACCAACUCGCUCUUUCGAAUGCCAUGGGUCUUUUACUUCAAAAGACAAACGUCUUGAGAGAUUUCCGCGAAGACGUUGAUGCUGGGCGAUUAUUUUGGCCUCGAGCAAUCUGGUCAGAAUCCUUUGGCUUUGCGGACCCACGAGAAAUGUACAAACCGGAGAAUGAACAACGUGCUCUUUGGUGCUUGAGCGCAAUGACGCUUGACGCACUUCGACAUGCUGUGGAUUCGCUGGAGUAUAUCGCUCUACUGAAGACGCAGAGUGUAUUCAACUUCUGUGCAAUCCCGCAGACAAUGGCUAUGGCUACUCUAGCGCUUUGCUUUAUGAACCCCGCUGUAUUCCACCGAAAUGUGAAGAUUCGGAAGGCUGCUGCCGCAAGAUUAAUUAUGCGAUCAACAAAUCCACGCGAUGUGGCGUACAUGUUCCGAGAUUACGCGCGUGAUAUCCACGCGAAAGCUGUGCCUGCAGACCCCAAUUUUCUCCGUAUCUCCGUGGCAUGCGGCAAGAUCGAACUAUGGUGCGAAUCGCACUACCCUUCAUUCGUCCUCCUCCCAUCUCCAGGUUCCCAAGCCGGGUACUCACUCAAUGAACUCGACGCACGCGCACGUAUUGCACAUCGAGACGCCGAAAUUACAUCCGCAGUCCGCAGACGAAAACGUAUCGAAGAGCUCCGUGCAUCUGGUGCGAUCCAAAAUGGAGAACUAAGAGAGGCAGGUCCGGUACAUGACUUGACCACGUCGGAGUUAGUAAUGUGGAUUAUUGGGAUAUUUAUUGCCGCUAUCGCACUUGGCGGAGGGAUCGUAUGGGUUAUUAUCCGAUAUUUUAGUUGAGCGUGAACGUGGUCCGACAUAAUGCGCGUAACGUGAGUCGAGUUUGUUGAUAACAGGAAAUUAUGAGGUGCGACGAGAACUACGAUGAAUCUGUUUAUGUCGGUGAUGAUGUGGUUCUUGGGUGUGGACGGGUACGGCGAUGACAUUUACGGAGUUCCAUAGGCUCUACAAUAGUGUAAUCCUAUUCCUCUCCCAUAUACCUGCUUUGUAGAAAUGGAAAUAUUGCAGAAGUCUCCCGACCCC
Messenger RNA from Fomitiporia mediterranea MF3/22, 1923 nucleotides. RefSeq names its product farnesyl-diphosphate farnesyltransferase. The transcript is spliced from 5 exons. Gene Ontology annotation, molecular function: squalene synthase [NAD(P)H] activity. Gene Ontology annotation, biological process: ergosterol biosynthetic process; farnesyl diphosphate metabolic process. Bases 1 to 1680 code for a protein of 559 amino acids. Lineage: Eukaryota; Fungi; Basidiomycota; Agaricomycetes; Hymenochaetales; Hymenochaetaceae. Gene Ontology annotation, cellular component: endoplasmic reticulum membrane. The record is from RefSeq and is a predicted model, not a curated record.